This is a messenger RNA of Xyrauchen texanus (razorback sucker), 2853 nucleotides long. RefSeq names its product heterogeneous nuclear ribonucleoprotein R-like. The transcript is spliced from 11 exons. Gene Ontology annotation, molecular function: mRNA binding. The record is from RefSeq and is a predicted model, not a curated record. Lineage: Eukaryota; Metazoa; Chordata; Actinopteri; Cypriniformes; Catostomidae. Gene Ontology annotation, cellular component: nucleus; ribonucleoprotein complex. Bases 147 to 2042 code for a protein of 631 amino acids.
GUUUGAGCGACGGGAUUGUCUCGUUGUGUCUCGUGGGUUCGUCCGGAGAGAUUUUCUACUGUGUUUCGGUGAGUAUAGCCGUUCAUGAACCGGGACUGAGCGCGCUCAACAGCUCUCACGCCGUCCGGUGAUCAUAAUCGCGAGUAAUGGCUGCUGAGGUGAAUGGCAGCUCUGGAGUGUUGAAAGAAGACGAGGAGCCCAUGGAGGUGACCGCCGCUCACACAGAGAAUUAUCAGACGCUGCUGGACGCUGGACUGCCCCAGAAGGUGGCCGAGAGCCUGGACAACAUCUUUCAGACCGGUUUGGUGGCGUACGUUGAUCUGGACGAGCGAGCGCUUGACGCUCUGCGUGAGUUUAAUGAAGAAGGCGCUCUGUCAGUGCUGCAGCAGUUCAAAGAGUCCGACCUCUCACACGUGCAGAAUAAGAGCGCUUUCCUGUGUGGGGUGAUGAAGACGUACAGACAGAGAGAAAAACAGGGUAAUAAAGUUCAAGAGUCGACUAAAGGCCCAGAUGAGACCAAGAUAAAGGCUCUGCUGGAGAGGACGGGAUACACUCUAGACGUCACCACCGGUCAGAGGAAAUACGGCGGCCCUCCUCCAGAGGAAGUGUUCACGGGGCCCCAGCCGGGCAUCGGCACCGAGGUGUUUGUGGGUAAGAUCCCACGUGACCUGUACGAGGACGAGCUGGUGCCGCUGUUUGAGAAGGCCGGUCCCGUAUGGGAUCUGAGGUUAAUGAUGGACCCGCUCACCGGUCAGAACCGCGGCUAUGCCUUCAUCACCUUCUGUGGCAAAGAUGCCGCGCUGGAAGCGGUUAAACUGUGUGACAACUACGAGAUUCGGUCGGGGAAAUAUCUGGGCGUGUGCAUCUCUGUGGCCAACAAUCGCCUCUUCGUCGGAUCAAUUCCAAAGAACAAGACCCGGGACAGUAUUCUGGAAGAUUUCGGCAAAGUUACAGAGGGUUUGCAGGAAGUGAUUUUGUACACGCAGCCGGACGAUAAGAAGAAGAAUCGCGGUUUCUGUUUUCUGGAAUAUGAAGAUCAUAAAUCAGCGGCUCAGGCGCGCCGCAGGCUCAUGAGUGGGAAGGUGAAGGUUUGGGGGAACCCUGUUACCGUGGAGUGGGCCGACCCGGUGGCAGAGCCUGACCCAGAGGUUAUGGCAAAGGUGAAGGUGUUGUUUGUGCGUAAACUGGCCUCACCGGUCACAGAGGAGUUACUGGAGAAAACGUUCUCUCAGUUUGGGAAACUGGAGCGAGUCAAGAAGCUUAAAGACUACGCGUUUGUUCACUUCGAGGAGCGAGAUGCUGCAGUCAAGGCGAUGCAGGAGAUGAACGGUAAAGAACUUUGCGGUGAGCAUAUCGAGAUUGUCCUGGCGAAACCUCCAGAUAAGAAGAGGAAAGAACGACAGGCUGCACGACAAACCACCAGAAACACGGGGUAUGAUGACUAUUAUUACUACCCUCCCCCUCGCAUGCCUCCUCCGGGGCGCGGCCGUGGGCGUGGGGGACGUGGGGGCUACUCCUAUCCCCCUGAUUACUACGGGUAUGAGGAAUACUAUGACGACUACUAUGGUUAUGAUUACCAUGACUACCGUGGUGGCUAUGACGACCCGUAUUACGCUUAUGAUGAUGGAUACGCCAUGAGGGGGCGGGGCAUUCGAGGCAGCCGCGGAGCUCCACCGCCUCCCCGGGCACGUGCGGCUCCUCCGGCGCGCGGCAGGGGCGGCUAUCCUCCGAGGGGCGGGGCUCCUAUGAGCGCGGGUCGCGGUGGGCGUGGGGCUCGUGGGGGGCCCUUUCAGCCUAUGAGGGGCCGCGGCACUCGAGGGCUCCGGGGGAACCGUGGAGGGAACGUUGGCGGUAAGAGGAAGGCGGACAUAUUUAACCAGCCAGACUCCAAACGCCGCCAGACCACCAACCAGCAAAACUGGGGCUCACAGCCCAUCGCCCAGCAACCGCUGCAGCAGAGCUCCGACUACCCCGGUAACUACGGUUACAGCAAUGACGCGCUUGAGUUCUCCCAAGAUUCCUACGGCCAGCAGUGGAAGUAGAACCGCGAUUAUCGACGUCUCCACAAGGUAUACGACAGUAAAACCACAUCGAAACACCAACCCACCCUCCUCCUGAUAAUCAAGACCUGUGAUUGGCCAGCAGUGUUUGUUUGACUUUUAUAUUAUCCUCCAAUCUCCUUCUGUCCGUUGCCCUUUAUUGACUUCACACAUCCUGAAUGGCUGAAGAGCAGAAUGUAUCCGACCGCCCCCGAGCUUUACUCUUGUGCUCCGACACGAGCGGGACGUUUGUCUUUAACAGACCACUUUUAUUCCUACAUCCUCAGUUGUUUUAAAGUCAACAUGAACAUUUUAAAGAAGACACUGAUACUUCCAAACAAACAGAUGUGUGAGAGGACGUUAAAUCAUGAAAUUACCUUCCUCUCUUUCCCUCUGUCUCUCUCUCUCUCUCUCUCUCAGUACUAGUGGCGUAGGGAUUUGCUUGUAAAUAAUGGCUGUUGACUAGAGCUUCAUUUUCAACAUUUUUUCUUGUCUUUUUUUUUUGCAGACGUGGAGAAAAGAAUCCACAAGAAGGAAAAAAGGUUUUGUAGCAGGAGUGUUGUUAAAAAUGUCUGUUUAGCAUUUCUAGAAGUAGUUGAAUUGUGUUUUUUAAAAAACUGAUGUACUGAUAUUAUAAACUUUUUUGGGGGGGAUUUUUUGGUGAGGGUUUGGUCUGGCUUACCUUAAAAGCUACGGCCGGCUGGUCAGGUGUUUGUAUUUAUAACUUUUAUUUUUUGUUCAGUUUCAUUAAAACUCAGUCGAGCAGCUUCCACUGCUUGAAGGAGCUUUAGAUGUGUGAUCACGAGUGUCGUCA